GUUAGAAGACGGCCUUGAUUGACCUAUAGGUAACGGAGAGGAAGGUGAUGGCAAUGACGACCUAUGCGUGUCAAUGAAACAUGAAUGUAUGGUGCUAUUUCACGGUUUGUACAUCUGACAGCCUCUGUGCCGUGUUUCAACUGUACGGAAAUUUUCUUUAAUGUUCACAAAUGAAAAGUGGGACAAAAUUGAUGCAUUAUACUCGGUUGAUGCAAUUUGCGGUUUUUUGGCUGUUAUUUGCCCCGGAUUUGAAAAUACAUACAAACAAAAAGAGAAUGAGACCCCACCUUAUUAUUGGCCUUUAGAAGAAGGAGUUGGACAUUUUUCACAAUGGUCAAAAAGUACAAAGAGACAAUUCGUUGAUGAGAUCAGGCUAGGAAAAGCAUCUGAAUGGGUUGUCGUGAUGGGUAAUGAAGGUGGUGAUUUAGAUAGUAUGACUGCAGCUUUGACUUGGUCUUAUCAUCUUUCUCAUUUAGCAUUAAAUACAACACAUACAUUAUCACAGCCAGAUCCAAAUCAUCCGCCUCAUCCGAAAAAAGCAAUCGCACUUUUGCAAACUCCGCGUGAUGCUUUGGACUUGAGACCGGAAAACAAAUUGGCUUUGCGGAAUGUACAAAUGUCACCGGGUCAUCGGGAUUUGCUAACGAUUGACGAAUUACCGCUACCGGCCGAAGAACUUGCCAAGCAACUCAAAGGGAUCGUAUUGGUUGAUCAUCCACAACCACUAAGUGUAUGGGAAGGAGCACGAGUUUUGAGUAUUUUCGAUCAUCACAAAGAUCGAGGUAAUGCACCUGAUGCAAGACCAAGGAUAUUCGAAGGAACAGCUUCAUGCACAACAAUUGUAGCAAGAGAGAUGUUGAACGAGUUGGAGGAAUUACCAAAAGAAUAUCAUAUGCCACAUGAAGUUGUUGAAUUGAUCCUAGAUGCGAUCGCACUGGAUUCGGACGGAUUGAAGAAAGGAACGCCAGAAGACAAAUUCACCAGUAGAAGAUUGUUAAAGAGAAGCAAUUGGAAAUCGGAAAAGUUGCUUGAAGUGAUGGAUAGACUAGAUAACGAAAUGAAAAAGGCAAAGAAGGACUUAGAAGAUCUUGGUGUUCGAGACUUAUUAAGAAGAGAUUGGAAAGGUGAUAUCGUCAAGACAAAGUCGGAACGGUAUCCUGAAGUCCAUUUGGGACUGGCUUCUAUUCCAUAUUCCCUAGACGAUCAGAUCAAGCGAACACUGCACGAGACUACACAAUCGUGGUUUGAGAUUGAAGGACAAUGGACGAAAGAGAUCAAAGCGGAUAUCUCACUAAGCUUGAACAGCUACAAGUUGAUCAAGAAGAAAGUCGAGAAGGACGGUAAACAAAAAGUACGUGAAGUUUGUUUGGUCGUUCGUGCAAGUCAUCGAUUGGACGAAAAUUCAGCCACUAGCUUGUUCAACGCAAUCAAAGAGACGAUCGAUGAAUCACCAUUCAUCGAUGCUGAACCUUGGCAUAAAGUCGACGAGCUCGAACAAAGACAAAUGGUUUGGGUUCAUCAUGUUCCUAAUGGAGGUCGAAAACUCAUUCGUCCAAUCAUCGAGGAUGCCGUCAAGAAUUGGAAAUGA
Meira miltonrushii is the source of this 1588-nucleotide messenger RNA. Its product is annotated as DHH phosphoesterase. The record is from RefSeq and is a predicted model, not a curated record. The coding region runs from base 161 to 1588 and encodes 475 amino acids. Lineage: Eukaryota; Fungi; Basidiomycota; Exobasidiomycetes; Exobasidiales; Brachybasidiaceae. Gene Ontology annotation, molecular function: exopolyphosphatase activity. The transcript has 3 exons. Gene Ontology annotation, cellular component: cytoplasm.